UCUUCAACAAAUAAUCAAACCUGUGGGGGCGCCGACCGUGAGAAUGACCCUCCUCAUCACCUCAAUUAUGCAUCAUUCAUCACUACAUUGCAACAAUUUUCCUUCAACUUUCCUCUUUCUUCUCCAUUGUUUUCUUUGAGCCUAAUUAGAGAACUCCAAGAGAAGAGAUCGGGUAUUCGGAUUAACACGUGUAGAAGCGAAAUUCAUGGAGAAAAUGAAGGAUCACCAGCCUGAACAUCAUUAUCGAAUUAGAAGCCCAUUACAGGCGGCAACCUCCGACAGAUCGUCUUCCUUGUCUGAAUCUCUCAGCUCCUCCCAGACUCAGAGUCCCUCCUCCUCACAUCACUCAACUGCCUUCACAGAAAAUGGGGAGGCUGCUGCUGCUGCUGCUGCCAGGAAUCAUCACAAGAUGAAACUGGAAAGAAAGGGAACAAGUUUCGCUUACAGAAUUCGUGAACACGUGAGGAUGGGUCCUAAAUUUUCGGAAACGGUGAAGGGGAAACUGAGUGUUGGUGCCAAAAUAAUCAAGAAAGGAGGGAGAGAGAACAUAUUCAGGGACGUGUUUGGUGCGAGUGAUGGAGAAAAGCUGGUGAAGGCAUCUCAAUGCUAUUUAUCGACAACAGCUGGUCCCAUUGCUGGGAUUCUCUUCAUCUCCACAGAAAAGGUUGCUUUCUGCAGCGAAAGAUCCAUUGCUGUUGAAUCAAAUUCAGGGGGAAUUCUCAGGACACCCUACAAGCUCAGCGUUCCAGUGAAGAAGAUCAAAGGAGCAAAUGAGAGUGAGAAUGUGAGGAAUCCAGCGCAGAAGUAUAUUGAGAUUGUGACGGAAGACAAUUUCGAGUUUUGGUUCAUGGGAUUUGUGAGGUACGAGAAGGCGUUGAUGAGUCUUGAAAGGGUCAUCUCCAUGUCCAGAUAGUACCAAACCAAUUAGAUUAAUUUAGGAGUGCGCAGUUUGUGAACUUCCAAGUUGUAAAAAGCUGUUUUUAAGUUUGUGUUUGUCAGAGUAAUAUAUAUUGAGUUUGAAAAUUGAAUUGAUGAUACGGUAUAAUAAAGAGAUGAUGUUGGGAAUCAGGUUAUAUUUGGUGUUUUUGACAGCAGUUGUAAAUUGAAGCCAAGAAAUAUAUAUAUUUGUGUUGUAGA
Molecule: messenger RNA, 1137 nt
Organism: Sesamum indicum (sesame)
Lineage: Eukaryota; Viridiplantae; Streptophyta; Magnoliopsida; Lamiales; Pedaliaceae
Product: putative GEM-like protein 8
Source: RefSeq, a predicted model, not a curated record